AUGUCUGAGGCUCACCGACGGGCCCUACCUACUGCCCUGGACUACCUUCCACCGGCUUUUUGGCCGGUGGUUGAAGAGGAGACUGAAUCGGAAUCGGACUCCGAGUCCUCGCGCUUUUCUGCAAUUGUUUCAUCAGAUGGUUGCGGAUUAGACUCCGAUUCCGAAGACAGUAGUGAUAUUACACAAAAAGGAUAUGAGAAAAAACGUUCAAAGUUAUUGGCUCCAUUUAUGCCAGCUCGAAGUCAAGGUGCAGCAAGUCCAUCCACAAGAGCUAAACGAAGAGCCCAGCGUAGGCUUACUCGAAAUGAAAGUCGAUAUCACUCAGAAGUUCGACAAGAAGCUGUUCAGCAGGCACUGGCAGCAAUGCAAAAUAGGCCAAAACCGUCAGUCCCUAUGCCAUCAAAAAGAACCUCAGUCAUGGCAACAUCCCCAACAAGGGAACGUCAUGCUUCAGAUUCAUCAUCUGAUGAUGAUAGUGCUCUUAAUGAAGGCAGUACGCCCGAACAAGAACAUCUUCCUUCUCACUCUAUUCAUCAUGCCACAACAUCUCAGUCUGAUACUUCUAGUACUUCCUCUACUAGAGAAACACCUUCACCUCAACAAUGGUAUAAUGGUAGACCUAAUAGAGUUGAUGACUAUUGGGUUCAACAUAGUGGCUGUGCAAGUCCAAUGACUAAUCUUGCUGAUGUCAUGCAAAACCUUACUCCAAGUCUUAGUGUACAGCCAGAUGUUACCAACACUUCUGCUGAAGUUACUAGAUGGACAUCAGCUGAUCAUGUAAACCGUUACAAUCAAGCUCACAUGACAUCAGUUCGCAUUACUCAUCAUUCUUCCACAGGUCUUAGUUAUGAAACUGGUACUGGGAAAUGGAAAGUUUCUGCAAAAAUUCAACAGCUCCUAAAUACUUUGAAGAGACCAAAAAGAAGACCUUUACCUGAAUUUUAUGUUGAUGAUGAAUCUGAUUUAGAAACAAAACAACUUGACCCCAAUGCACCAAGGCCUGAAGGAAACUUGAUGGCUCCAAUUACAGGAGAGGAGUUAUUGGUUCCCUCUGGGCUUCCUCUCACAUGUGAAGCAGCUAUAAAAAGAUAUGGGUCAGGAACAUUCAAAGCACCUGCAGCAACAGUGUUGGACACAACUGGCAAAAUUAGUAACCCUCUAACUUACGGGAAAUUAUUAAGCAGAUCCCAAAAGAUUGGUUACAGUCUUCUUAACAAAGUAGGUCAGAAAGGCGAAAUUGGAAUUAAACCCGGUGAUCGUGUGGCUUUGGUAUACCCUAACAGCGACCCACUUUCAUUUAUGUGUGCAUUUUAUGGGUGUGUCACUGCUGGAGUAGUACCUGUUCCUAUUGAAGUACCUCUUACACGAAGGGAUGCUGGAUCCCAACAAAUAGGUUUUUUACUAGGAAGUUGUAGUGUAAAUUAUGCUUUAACAUCUGAAGCUUGUUAUAAAGGGCUCCCUAAAACUGCCACUGGUGAUAUUCAUACUUUUAGAGGUUGGCCAAAGUUAAAUUGGGUUGUAACAGAACACCUUAGCAAACCUCCUAAAGAUUGGACUCCACCAUCUAGGCUGACGGAAGAAACUCCAGCUUAUAUAGAAUAUACUGUAGAUAAAGAUGGAGCAAUGAAAGGUGUAGCAAUUACUAGAAUAGCUACUGCCAAUCAUUGCAGAACAUUAACUGCUGCAUGUAAUUAUACUGAAGGGGAAGUUAUGGUUUGUGUACUAGACUUCAAACGUGAUGUUGGUCUAUGGCACAGCAUCCUUACUAGUGUCUUAAAUGGUAUGCAUGUAAUUUUCAUACCUUAUGCAUUGAUGAAAGUCAAUCCAGCUUCUUGGUUAAUCAUGAUUACUAAGUUUAAAGCCAGUGUUGCUAUUUGCAAAUCAAGGGAUUUACACUGGGGUUUACUAGCUACCAAAGAUCACAAAGAUGUUAAUCUUAGUUCCUUGAGGUUACUUCUUAUUGCAGACGGAUCUAAUCCAUGGUCAUUAUCUUCUUGUGAUCAGUUUAUUAGUGUGUUUCAUAGUCGAGGUCUUAGACCUGAUGCUGUUUGUCCUUGUGCUGCAUCUCCGGAAGGCUUAACUGUUUCUGUUCGAAGGCCAGGACAAACAUUGGGUCCUGUAUCCUGUGGUCGAGGAGUUCUCUCGAUGUCAGCUUUAAGUUAUGGAGUUAUUCGAGUAGAUCAAGAAAACAGUUUAACUUCUUUAACUCUGCAAGAUUGUGGGCAAAUUAUGCCUGGAGCCUUUGCAGCAAUAGUUUCUGUGAAUGGUCUUCCAUUUUUGUGUAAAACUGAUGAAGUUGGAGAAAUUUGUGUGAGCUCUUAUGGUACUGCAUCAUCAUAUUGGGGUUUACAAGGACUUACAAAUACAAUUUUCAAAAUGCAGCCUUUGUAUUCUGAUGGAACUCCAGUUAAUGAUCAGAAUUGGGUUCGCACUGGAUUAUUAGGCUUUAUUGGUCCUGGUGGCUUGGUUUUUGUUUGUGGAACUCGAGAUGGUCUCAUGCAAGUUAGUGGCCGUAAACAUAACACAGAUGAUAUCAUUGCUACAGUUUUAGCUGUGGAACCAAUGAAGUUUAUCUACAGGGGAAGAAUUGCUGUUUUCUCAGUAAAAGUACUGAGAGAUGAACGAAUUUGUGUUAUUGCUGAACAAAGACCCGAUUGUGCAGAGGAAGAGAGUUUUCAAUGGAUGAGUAGAGUUUUACAAGCUGUUGAUAGCAUUCAUCAGGUUGGAAUAUAUUGUCUUGCUUUAGUGUCUCCUAAUUGUUUGCCAAAGACUCCGUUGGGAGGAAUUCACUUAUCUGAAACGAAGAGACGGUUUCUGGAAGGAAGUUUACAUCCAGCUAAUGUUCUCAUGUGUCCUCACACCUGUGUUACAAAUCUACCUAAACCAAGAGAAGUGCAUCCUGAAGUUGGCCCUGCCUCAGUCAUGGUAGGAAACAUGGUUCAAGGUGUUAGACUUGCCUCAGCUCAAGGACGGGAUAUUGGAGUAAUUGAUGAUGAUAGUGACACCGCUCGCAAGUAUCAAUUUAUCUCUGAAAUUUUAAAAUGGAGGGUCACAACAACUGCAGAUCAUGUCAUAUUCACCCUCUUUAAUGCUAAGGGUGGGAUAACAGGUACUCUUACUUGUUCACAACUACAUAAACGAGCAGAAAGAGUUGCAUGCUUGCUGUUGGAAAAGGGGAAACUCAAUACUGGUGAUCAUGUGGCUUUAAUUUAUCCUCCUGGAUUAGAUCUGAUUUGUGCAUUUUAUGGCUGCCUUUAUGUUGGUGUUGUUCCAGUGACCAUUAGACCCCCACAUCCUCAAAAUCUACAAACUACAUUGCCAACUGUCCGAAUGAUAGUAGAUGUUAGCAAAUCUGUUCUUAUAUUAUCAACAGCUAUUGUGUCCAAGCUACUAAAAUCUAAAGAGGCUGGAAAUGUAGUUGAUGUUAAAUCCUGGCCUCUCAUCUUGGAUACUGAUGACAUUCCAAAAAAGAAGUUAACCAGUAUUUAUAGAGCUCCAACUCCAGAAAUGAUAGCAUACUUGGAUUUCAGUGUAAGCACAACUGGAAUGCUUGCUGGAAUAAAAAUGUCCCAUGCCGCAUCGACAUCUCUUUGUAGAAGCAUGAAGCUAGCUUGUGAAUUAUACCCUUCCAGACACAUAGCCCUUUGUUUAGAUCCUUAUUGUGGAUUAGGAUUUGCUCUUUGGUGUUUGAACAGUGUUUAUUCAGGUCAUCACACAAUAUUAAUACCACCUUCUGAAGUUGAAAUAAAUCCUGCUCUUUGGUUAACUACAAUUAGUCAGUAUAAAGUUCGUGAUACAUUUUGCUCAUAUGGGGUAAUGGAGUUAUGCACAAAAGGAUUGGGUUCUUCCAUUACUCAGUUAAAGCGAGGGAUUAACUUGAGCUGUGUCAGAACAUGUGUAGUGGUAGCUGAAGAAAGGCCAAGAGUGGGUCUGACAACUUCUUUUUCUAAAUUAUUUUCUGGCUUAGGCUUGUCUCCUAGAGCUGUUAGUACAAGUUUUGGAUGCCGUGUCAAUGUUGCAAUCUGUCUUCAAGGUGCCUCUAGCCCUGAUCCCACUGCAGUUUAUGCGGAUAUGAGAGCUUUACGUAAUGACAGAGUAACUUUAGUUGAAAGAGGUGCACCCCAUAGUCUUUGUUUGAUGGAAUCUGGAAAACUUCUUCCUGGUGUAAAAGUGGUUAUUGCUAAUCCUGAAACCAAAGGACAAUGUGGAGAUUCUCAUCUUGGAGAGAUCUGGGUGCAGUCAUCACAUAAUGCAAGUGGUUAUUUUACCAUUUAUGGAGAUGAUUCCCUUCAUAAUGAUCAUUUUAAUGUAAAACUGAUCACUGGAGAUUCGUCUCAGACAUAUGCCAGAACAGGCUACUUAGGGUUCCUAAGAAGAACAGAAAGUGUUCAAGCCGAUGGAGAACUUCAUGAUGCUGUUUUCGUGGUUGGCUCUCUAGAUGAAACAGUUAUGUUGAGAGGAAUGAGAUACCAUCCAAUUGAUAUUGAAAAUAGUGUUUUAAGGUGCCAUAAAAAAGUGUCUGAAUGUGCUGUAUUUACUUGGACAAACCUGCUAGUUGUAGUGGUGGAAUUGGAUGGCAAUGAAAAUGAAGCAUUGGAUCUUGUACCACUAGUCACAAAUGUAGUUUUAGAAGAACACCAGCUGAUUGUUGGUGUUGUUGUAGUUGUCGAUCCAGGAGUUGUGCCUAUAAACUCCAGGGGGGAAAAGCAAAGAAUGCAUUUGCGAGAUGGAUUUUUAGCUGAUCAAUUAGAUCCAAUUUAUGUGGCUUACAAUAUGUGAGCUGUUGUUUACUUCUAUACAUUUUGAAUCCGAGUUUGAGAAGUGGAAGCAGAAGAAAGAAAAACAACACUUCCACUCCUGGAUAUUGCAAAGAUGUUAAGAGUAUGAAUUUGCUUA
This is a messenger RNA of Uloborus diversus, 4896 nucleotides long. It is a transcript of the gene DIP2, whose product is annotated as disco-interacting protein 2 homolog C-like. Lineage: Eukaryota; Metazoa; Arthropoda; Arachnida; Araneae; Uloboridae. The coding region runs from base 1 to 4779 and encodes 1592 amino acids. The transcript has 38 exons. The record is from RefSeq and is a predicted model, not a curated record.